Molecule: messenger RNA, 1979 nt
Organism: Gossypium arboreum
Lineage: Eukaryota; Viridiplantae; Streptophyta; Magnoliopsida; Malvales; Malvaceae
Product: magnesium/proton exchanger
Exons: 5
Coding region: 270-1145 (291 amino acids)
Biological process (GO): transmembrane transport; metal ion transport
Cellular component (GO): membrane
Source: RefSeq, a predicted model, not a curated record
UAAUAUAUUGUCGUUAUACGUAUCACGUUAUAAAUGAGCACAGUUUAGGGUCAAGCUCUGUAUUUUAUCUUUAUUAUACUUAUAAAAUAAUUAUUUUAUUUACCUCAAAUUAUUUAUGUUUAAAAUGUUACGCUUUAGUUACUUAUAUUAUCGUUUUGUUAUGAAAUAGUCACCUUGCAGUCGAAUAAUUUUUUUUUCUAGUUUAAGGUGUAAUUAGUUUAAAAUUUUUAAUAAAAAAUUUAUUUUUAUCUCAGUUAGCUGUGAGGACGAUGUCUAUGGUGGGUACACUGAGAUACUUGCAGUUGAAGAAGACAAAAAUGAGGAAAUUGUUGAUGUUUUGUCCUUUCAUUCAGAAAAACGAGAAGACUCUAUUUAUCGAAAGGUGCCUGCAGCGGAAGAUUCACUUGAAUCCUCUAACAGACCCUUUUCAGAAGGAGAUCAAUUUAGAAGAUCUUCAUGUGCUUCAACUCUGGAAAAAACAGUUCGUGGAUGCACUUACAUUGGAAAGCCCUGAAUCUAGGAAAUUAAACAAUGCGCAUCUUCGGAUAGCAAGAAUACUUUGGCAGUCACUAAUUGUACCAUGGAGACUACUGUUUGCCUUUGUGCCUCCUUAUCAAAUUUCCCAUGGAUGGAUUACCUUCAUUUGCUCUCUACUUUUCAUCAGUGGGAUAGCUUACACUGUUACAGAGCUGACUGAUAUUAUAAGCUGCGUCACAGUGAUAAAUGCUUAUGUCAUAGCAUUUACAGCAUUAGCUGCUGGAACAUCAUGGCCGGAUUUAGUGGCAAGUAAGAUUGCUGCUGAACGUCAGUUAACGGCUGACUCUGCUAUUGCAAAUAUUACUUGCAGUAACUCGGUGAACAUUUACGUAGGCAUUGGCAUCCCAUGGCUGAUAAAUACUGCAUACAAUUUCAUUACAUAUGGAGAACCAUUGAGGAUAGAAAAUGCGGAGGGACUGGGGUUCACUUUGAUGGUGUUCUUCUCAACUUCUGUGGGUUGCAUUUCGGUUUUGGUGGUUAGGCGUCUAAUACUGGGCGCAGAGCUUGGAGGUCCUAGGUUUUGGGCCUGGGUUACUAGUGUUUUCUUUAUGUUGCUUUGGCUUAUAUUUGUGGUGCUAUCUUCCAGUUUCUGGCAUCAUAUAAUAUGACAUUUAUUUAUACAUACUUGAUUUAAUUUUUCCCUCUAUCCACCGGCGAAUCCAAAUGGGGCCCUAUUGGAAAUUUGCAUGUUUUUCCCCUCUACUUAGGUCCUUUUAGCAUGAUUUUUUUGGGUUUUGGCCCCAAUUAUUUGCAUUUUUAUAAACUGGUUUUGCCCCUACUCAUACCGCUAUUUGUAUUGUAUUCCCAUGUCCAUUUCAUGGAGAUCCAUGGGUGCUUUCUCUAUAAUAUUAUCUCCAGAAUGAACUCAGACCCUAUAAUAGUUUCUUCAUUUUUAAACCAGCACUUACUAGUAUUAUUGUACUUGUAAUUUCUAGCCUCUCUGUUUCCCUUUUUAAGGAUAUCCGAAUCAAACUUAGUUUUAGUUUUUCUAUUUAAUUUUUAUAGUAUAAAUGUUUUAUGUUUAAACUAGUAAAAAAAUAGGAUAUAAGAAUUAUUCUUGAAAAUCGAUGAACCAAAAUGGAUGGAACCUAUAAAAAUUCUACAAGUUCUUUUCUAGAACCAACCCGAACUUGGCUAAUUUCCAUUAAACAAUGGAGAAACGGCCAUAACGGUUACAAAGCUGGAAAACCAAGACAAAUUUAGGAUAUUAAAGAAAUUUAUUAGGCGUCAAGAACAAGAGCUCAACAAGGAGUGAGUGAGUGCCUUUUGAGCAACCUAUUCUACCAUCAAACAGCUACUCAAUGCAAAUUGAAACUCCAUUCUUUUAAGAACUGACAACAAUCCUCAAACCUCAAAACCACCACAUAUUCUUUGCUUAAGCAAGGGCACCUGUACAACCUGUGGCAGGAGCAGUUCCAACUUUUGCACUGCUGUAUUUCUUG